AUGGCUGAAAAUCCUUGUGGGUCGAGCGUCAACGCUAUAAAUAAAAUAAAUGACUCCUUUAUAGAUAUAAGUAAUGCGAAUGUAAAUGCCGCUGAUUAUACAGCCACCGAACCUAAGCAAAAAAAUGAACAACCAUAUUCUGAUGAUAAAAAAUUUAACAUUAUCAUGGGUGGUAUGAGCAACUUACAAGCGAGAGUUGACGAUACAUUUGCUAAUCAGAAUAGAGUCUAUGAAUAUGUUAAAGAAAAUCAUAGAAAAACUAAUCAGGAACUCUCGGUAGUUCACGAACGAAUUAACUUUUUUGCAAAGACCUUAAACGAAAAGAUACAGGUAAAAAGUCGUGAGCAUCAGGGUUACGAAAAUGAAAAUCGUCAACAUCGGACUAUUAACAAUCGCGAUUCAAAUUAUGAGGCUUUCGCUGAUGAACCUCGUAAUGGACAAUAUAAACAAGGGCAAUGGUCCAAUAGACCUAAUUACGCGAAUGCGAGCAAUUCUAAUAAUAAUUAUAAUGGGAAUAGAAAGCAUUUAAGCGGCACUGUCCAAAAUGGAAUAUAUAGGCGAGAAAAUAACGCAUAUCAAAACGUGAACUCUCGAAAUGGACAAAAUGAUCUGCAAAAUGAUCAAGAAGAUGUCAGAAAAACGAAUGGGUCGAAUGAAAUGGUCCAAAAUAAGUAUCGAAUAAAGCGUACUCGUUAUAUAGAAAAUAAGGUUGAUAUUAAGGAUUGUUUAGAUAGUCACGAGGACUCAGGAAAUGGCUGA
Molecule: messenger RNA, 759 nt
Organism: Belonocnema kinseyi
Lineage: Eukaryota; Metazoa; Arthropoda; Insecta; Hymenoptera; Cynipidae
Product: GATA zinc finger domain-containing protein 14-like
Exons: 3
Coding region: 1-759 (252 amino acids)
Source: RefSeq, a predicted model, not a curated record